AUGAAGAGCUUCUAUUCAAAUUCAAAAAUCUACAUUGCGACUGCCGGUUUGGUCAGCACGCCCGGCCUGUGGUGGUUGACCGCUACAAAGGAUGAUGUGCCCCGCCUCGAGAGUCCACCGGCGGAGCACAUGGCCCCUGAGCCGGGCCCCUCCAAAGAGGAUGUGACACAUAUACUAUCGAAAGAAGCAUACUCCUUCCAAGUCAGAGAUAUUUCGGGCGUCAAAAGAUACGAUGGUGUUCAAUUGGCGUCCAAUAGCCCGUGCGAGGACCGGUUUAUCCAUGGCAAACUUUCCUCACCGUGGAAUGAGAAUGAUCAAUGGAUGUCCUGGGCUGUCUUUGAUGGACAUUCAGGCUGGCAGACAGCGGAACUAUUGACGAAGCAACUUCUGCCUUUCGUGCGACGCAGAUUGUCCGAAACUCAACCACCUUCAAACGAACCGGUGCCAAAUGAGUCGGUCCAGCGCGCUAUCAUGAAAGGAUUCGUGGACCUUGAUGACUCCAUCAUCAAGACUGCAGAGGACACAUCUAACAGCAAAGAAUCCUUUCAAGACAAGGUUAAGAAACUGACUCCUGCUUAUGCUGGUUCAUGUGCUUUGUUAUCGCUGUACGAUCCUAUCACAAGCACGCUGCACGUUGCGUGUACUGGUGACUCAAGAGCGGUCCUGGGACAAAAAGGGUCAGACGGAAAGUGGGAAGCAAUUCCCUUGUCAGUAGACCAAACUGGCAGCAACGAAGAAGAGACAACCCGCAUUUCUAAGGAGCACCCUGGCGAGGAAAAUAUAGCCAAAAAUGGACGGGUGCUUGGACUCAUGGUUUCACGAGCGUUUGGUGACAGUCUGUGGAAGUGGCCUCUGGAUUUCCAGAAGGAAAUGAAGCGGAAAUUCAAUGGCCCAGCUCCCCUAACGCCACGGUACGAUGUUCGCACGCCCCCAUAUUUGACUGCCGAGCCGGUCGUGACAAGCACUAAGAUUGAUCCUACUAAACCAUCGUUCUUGAUUCUCGCAACGGACGGGCUAUGGGAUUAUCUGUCCAAUAAACAGGGUGUCGACUUGGUAGGGAACUGGGACCGGGGAGAGAAAAAGAGCGAACCAGAGCCAACAGAUCGACAAUUUGACUAUGGCAGAUUCUGGGACGAUGUGGACUGGAAGUUUGUGGAGGAGAGAACAACAACCCAAGAUGAUAAUGCUGCAGUUCAUCUGACGCGCAACUCCCUUGGUGGAAACCACCAUGAGUUGAUAGCAGGCCGGCUUGCCUUUGACCCUCCUUUCUCUCGACGGGUACGGGAUGAUAUCACCGUGCAAGUUGUUUUCUUUAAUGCCGAGAAGUAA
Penicillium concentricum is the source of this 1329-nucleotide messenger RNA. RefSeq names its product PP2C family serine/threonine-protein phosphatase. Gene Ontology annotation, molecular function: protein serine/threonine phosphatase activity. The coding region runs from base 1 to 1329 and encodes 442 amino acids. The record is from RefSeq and is a predicted model, not a curated record. Gene Ontology annotation, biological process: protein dephosphorylation. The transcript has 2 exons. NCBI's taxonomy places the organism in Eukaryota, Fungi, Ascomycota, Eurotiomycetes, Eurotiales, Aspergillaceae.